Molecule: messenger RNA, 8228 nt
Organism: Paramisgurnus dabryanus
Lineage: Eukaryota; Metazoa; Chordata; Actinopteri; Cypriniformes; Cobitidae
Biological process (GO): regulation of gene expression
Cellular component (GO): nucleus
Source: RefSeq, a predicted model, not a curated record
CCUAAGGGGUGGAUACACAUACACGAUGCGUUUCGAGAGAAAGGGGUAACUGUUCGUUUCCAGGCAGUUGUUCCGCAGGACUUCUGUAUAUUUAACACUAUUUUGGGGGUUGGGAAGAGGAAGAAUGAGAGAAGUCUUCCAGCGGAGCACUCGUAAACAUGAACGGUGCGCUGUACAUCUCGUUUUUCCAAGGUCAGCUGGAGUCCGCGCUCGAGCAAGUCGUGCAGCUCGCCGUGCAGGAAAUCACCAAGACGGUCGGGGCCACAUUGAAUUCAAUGCUAUUGGAAACCGCCACCAAAGAGCAGGAAAACCAGCGUCUGCGGGCGACCAUACAGUCCCGGGAGUCCGGGUGUACGGGUAAAGGCAAAAGCAGCGCGUCUAAGGGAAGAAAAGAGACGAGCGACGGAACAAAGCAACACGCCCCCAGUCAGAGCUCCGAAUGCGGCGUGCAGAGCGACGCGCUCCGGCGCGAACAGAAAGGGAGAGCGGUCGGUCAGUUGAAAGCGGUUAUGGAACACGUGCUGGAAUUUGCCGUUUGCGAGCUGAGCAAAAUAGUGGAAGACAGCUUUGACGACCUGCUCGUGGAGUUCACCAAGAAAGAGCGGGAAAACCAGAUAUUGAAAGAUCAGUUACGGUAUAAAACCGUAGUGGAGGACAAUGAAAUGGUUGCUGUGGAAACGGAGGAUUGCCAGGACUCUCCCAGUAGUUCCAAAGCAGAAAAGCAAGAUACCCGAAGCCCGCAGGAGCCAUUUCCCAAAAAAGAAUGGGAAAAGGAUCAGACCGAAUCUUCCAAUGACCCUGACAAGCAGACCGUCAUCACAGUAGCCCAGGACUGGGUACCGAUUCUGGAUAAAGUGUUCGGGCAGAAGUGGUGCAGUGACCUCUGGCAGAUCAAAGAGGUCACUACGAGUAAGGAGGAACACAGCGCGCUGGGUUCAUGUUCGAUGACCAACAUGGAUAGCCUGAUUCGAGAGACGCUCAUGCCGUCUUGCCUCUCGUCCCAGAGAAAGCUCGAGCUGGAACUUGAGGUCGGACAGCCGCAGUGGUCGCGGACAGAACACACGGAGGUCCUUUCUUUGUCCUCGAACACACAAGGCAUUCCUGUUGUCAGUUCCACAGGCGAUGAUUCUCAAAUCAGAUCUCCUUCAAUGUUGCAAAGACUCCUGACUCUCCCAUCCCAGUUGCUCGAGGGCGAUGAGGAAUCCAUGGAUGCUGUUCCCAGUUCGGAAGUGUCUGCGGAUACGGCGGAGUCCAGAGAAUCGAAGAGCGAUCGAACCCCCGCAACCAAAAAAAGAGAACAGGAGGAAGAGGAUGAAGAUGAGGAGGAAGAUGACGAUGAGACGGAGGACUACGGACCGUCGAAACACAAAGGUAGGAGGAAAUCUCACGUUUGCAAAGAGUGUGGCAGGAAGUUCAGCCGUACGCAUCUUCUCAGAGCUCACCGACUGACGCACGAGGAGACGGCCAAUCGAUGUUCGCAAUGUGGAAAGAGCUUCUCACAGCCGUCAAAGCUCCAAGCUCACUUACGGACGCAUACGGGAAAAACCAAAUGAUGAAACGUAGAAGAUAAAGGAACCAGUUGGAGAAGAAUUACAAAUGGAGUGGGCUAAGAUGGAUGUUUCCAGCUGUUUGCCUGAAUUUGAUUCUGGGUCAUUCGAUUAAGAAUUUGAGAGCUUUCAAAUAUAUCUCAAGUACUGGUGAAGGAAAUACAACAUCUACUCCACAUUGUAGCUCUUUUUGCUCAUUUGAAGGUACACUGACGUCACCGUAAAAACGGAUUUGUUUUCCAAAAGUUCCUUUUUAAUGUAGGCGUUCUCAAAAUAAAUACCAGCUAAAAGCUGUGUGUUUCGUGUAAAAUGAUACAGUUAAAACCGAUAGACCACCAAAACAUCAAUCCAAGAAUUUUUAUAAAUAUAAAUAUAAAAAAUAUAUAAUGUAACUGUAAAUACUUCAGUAAUGUUGUAUAAAUCUGGAAGUGUAGUUCAUUUUUAUGUGCGCGCAGGCUCGCAAAGCAUACUUCAUUUGACUGGACCACGUACAUGGACAUUGGAUGCAAUACCUUUCCUGGCCUACAGGGGUUGUAAGGAGCAGCUAACUGUGGGUUCACACCAGCUGGGUUUGAGGCGUCAAAUUUGUGUCUACCGCGUCUAGUUUGCCGCUUGAACAUUUUGAGUUUACUCGCUUCGUAAAUUCUAGUCAUGGAGACAUUCACGCGGAAAUUCACAUCAUGGGAGGGGCUUCUGCGACUCCGUCCACUUUCUGUAAUCACGUCACCACUAGGGCAAGCUCCUGAUUGGUCAACACUGCGCAUUUUUCUGCCAAAGUUCAAAUUUUUCAACUUGUGCGUUUCCCGCGGCAACACUCAAUUCACACCAAUCACGCGAACUAGAUGCGCGAAUGAGGCGGAAUCGCUUCUACCAUGUCGUGCUAAACGCUUAACAUUAAAAUCACUCGCGCUUGAUGCCUCUACCGCGGCUGGUGGGAACGCAGCAUAAUGGGGCGUACACACCAAACGGUAAUUCACAGAGUAGAUUACAUAUGAAGUAAAUGACGCGAAUUGGGAAUAGCAUUUCUGCGAAAACACGCACUUUUCGCUUCAAGCGCAUCUUAGCUUAAGUUGGAAAUAUAUAACUCGAGCGAAAAAUUAGCUUGACACGAAGUAAAAUCCCGCAAAUAAUUUAGAGCGAGGAACACGAUGCUUCGUGUUUGGUGUGUACGCAGCUUUAAGGGGUGGCGCCAUGAAUAAAAACUCAUGUAAAAUAUGUCUUUGUAGUCUUUCAUUGUACAGUAUAAAUGUGCAUGUGUGACCCGAUUACACGCACUGACCCUCGUGUACGCGUAAAAAUUGAACUAUACCAAGGCUAAAUAUGAAUUAUAAUAGGAGUUGGUGACUAUAGAUAAGAAUGGAAAGAUAAGGUGUGUUUGCAGCACGUUUGGUCUUAUAUUUCUUUUAGGAACCCUCUGAAUGUGAUUUAAAUGCAGAAGACGAUAUAGAUAUCUCCAGCGAUCAAAAUUCACCACCGUUUGUGAUGACUUUUUUUUUUACAUGAAAUACCUCUUCUUUUUUACCUUAAUUUCAGUUGUAAUACUGGAUUUUUUAAGAACUUAAUUUAUGCAUCUGUGUGAAGUUCCUGACACAUCAAGCUGAAAAGAUUUCAGAGGACGGCUUAUGGUUUUUGGUCUGAACGUGAUUUGCACAAUAAUCCCGAAUCGUUGCAUGAUGUAUACAAGCAAGGAGAUAUCUUCAUGAGGACACUCAAGAAAGAUGAAGUCAUGAUUUUGGAUUGUUCAAUACAAAUGCCUCUGUUUGCAUCCCUUUCGCUGACACGAGUUUGAUGAUGGGAGAACACGCACCUGUUGUAGAUAUCGCGAAAGUAAACCUAACUAGUCUAGCGUCUUCCUGUGCUAAUCGUGUGUUGUGCUAUGAAUGGAUCUAUACAGAGCUAUAUCUUGAACUCGUAGUAAUGCUUGUUGUGAAGUAUCGUUUUUCCCAGUAUCAGUGGUAAAAUAUCUGGGAAUCAGAUUUUGUAGUCUUCCUCACGGAAGGCAUUAUUGACUUUCUACAUCCAACGAACCCUUGCACUUCUUUUUUACACACCACGAAUCACGGGAACGCUACCAAAGUCCCACUCCAGAAAAAAGCGCACAUUCCCAUUUAUGGACUUUUUACAAUAUCUCUGUAAUAAACAUGAUGAUAAAAUAUAAGGUAUUACUGUUACUUCUCAGAUCGAUACCUCAUCCCUGGGACCAUGAUUUUGGGGACAUCAGUAGCAUUGGCGUGAAGGUCAUGGUCAAAAACGUUUACAGAAGUGAACUACAGAAUGGAAGAAAACAAUCUUAUUUGUUUGCCUACUUUUAAUUUGCAUUUUUAACAAUAUCAUGGAAAAUUUUGUUUUCAUCAACUUAUUUUGCUGUAUGCCCAUAGAAGAAGGUACCAAGAACAUGCCAAAAAUUUUUGCUUUUGCAUUAUAGGCUAAUUUAAAUUAGCCUAAAAUCUGAUCUGCUACCCAAACUUCAUUAAAGUUGGGUAUACUGAUAUUUAAAUGUGGGGCAUAUGCUUUAAGAUGGUUAAAGGAAUAGUUCAUCAAAAAAGGAAAAAUUUUCUCAUAAUUUCUCAAUAUGACAACUACAUUGUAGAAAAUAUGCAGCAUUUUGUCAAAUCAACAUAUGUUUUUAUGUAACUUUAACUUAUAAAAUCAAGUUGAAAUCAAAACUUAAAGUUGAAACUUAAUUUUACAUUUUUUUUAAAAUAUGCUCAUUUUCCAGUUCCCCUAGAGUUAAACGUUUGAUUCUUACGCUUCGGAAUCCAUUCAGCCAAUCUCUGGGUCUGGUGGUAUAAUUUUUAGCAUAGCUUAGCACAAUCCAUUGAAUCUGAUUAGACCAUUAGCAUCGCGCUCAAAAAUUACCAGUGUGUUUCAAUAGUUUUCCUAAUUAAAACUUGACUCUUUGUAGUUACUAAGACCGGAUGAAACUUAAAUGUUGUGAUUUUAGGCCGAUAUCUGCCUAGAAAAUUGCAACUUUUAAUUUUCAGUCGGUCUUAUGCUGCGUUUACACCAACCGUGUUCUAGGCGUCAAAAGCCCAUCUACCGUGCCUAGUUUGCUUGAGCAGUUUGAAUGCAUUCGCGCGUGUAGAGCAAAGUAGACGCGCAGAAAAAGCGAGCAUUUGACGUCAUCAGAGGCAAACUCCGCUUCCUGUGGGAGGGGUAAGUGCUAUGCGGUUCUCUGUUUGCAAGAUGACUGAUGUUACUUGUGCUUUUAUCGAGAGAGUUACCAGUUUGUAUUUGUAACCUUACUAUAGGGGGAAAAUAAAUUGUGAGGGUUGAUAAACGUCACGUGACUCAAAAGUGAAUGUGUAUUUACAACUUACCAGGUUGCCCAAUGUCCUCACUGACACUCUUCCAAGCGAGGUACUUUUUAUUCCUGUCUCUAUAGAAAUAAGAACUUUGGUCGUAUAGCUCCGGGUGACUGCUUCAGACAAUAUCAAGUGUUCUUUCAUGUUGAAUGAGUGACUCCGGGCGGGGCUGCCGCCAUAGGAGCAAGCAGGCUCCUGAUUGGUUAACGCGGCACGUUAAGUUCAAAACUUUCAACUCAGACGUCAGCCGGCAAUUCGCGUCAAACACAAAAUGCACAAAAAGCACUAUUCGCGCUUCACGUCUCUACCGCGGCAUUAGUACACAAUGUCACUACAGAAGAGUCAAGUUUUAAAUAGGAAAAUAUUGAUACUCUUUGGUUAUUUUUGAAUCAGAAUAAAUGGAUUAUGCUAAGCUAUAAUAAAAGUGGUACCGCAAGACCCCAGAAAUCGCAAGACCCCAGAAAUCGGCAGAAUGGUAAAAAUCAAAUAUUUACUCUAGGGGAGCUGGAAAAUGAGCAAAAAAAUGGAGUGUCCCUUUAAGUGAUGUCAACUUUCUUAAAAUAGUAGGUUGAAUUGACUUGCCAAACCAAGUUGUUUAAACUUAUGCUGCACUUCUUUUCUUUUACAGUGUAGUCAUAAGACAUGCAAGAACCAAUGAGAUUCAAAGUUAUAGAUGUGCCACUAUAAUGAUAGUAAUACAGUAAAUACACUCAAAAUAUGAAUGGUUUUCUCUCACAAAUGCAUCGUUUUGCUUAGAAGAUAUGUAGUAAACCUUUGGAGUCAUAUGAAUUACUUUAAUAAUCCUUUAAUAGUUUUAUAUUUGAUGGCAUUUCAAAUUUAAGAAGAGCCAAGACAUUAUUUAAUAUGACUUUAAUAUAACUAUUUAAUAUAUAAUUGUGGGAUAGUGUAAGGGUUAGUUAUGAGAAAAAUUUUAUUUUUUGGUGGACCUUUCCUGUAUCAUUUGUUGCUAGUGCCUAAAAUUAACCUUGAUGUGGUGGUGAAGGCUUAUAAUUGUUUUUUAUUUAUUUUUAAAUUUAGCACCCUUAAUUUUUUCCUAUAUUACAAAUUUAGGGGACGAUCACACCAAACAAGUUUUAAACGCCUGUAAAUGAAAGCCGCGCCACUUAAAAAAAAAGAGCAGUGCGGCGAAGCUUUUAUAUUGCUAGACAAACACCAAGGCAGCUGUCCUGUUAAUUAAAUAUCGAAGCGUGAGCGCUCUUUUGCUGUUAAUUGUCAUAUUAGCAGAAACUUUAAAGGGUGUUUACUUUGACCUUGAUCAAGGGUGAGAGGGGCACAAACACACAGGAGACCGUGAUCGAUUGCAGUUUUCGAUUGUUCCAAACAACUGUAAACUUCUGUCACCACAUCGAAAGACACACCUCUCCCCUUUUUCGAUUGGACAAUGGAAAACUGCGAAUGACAUCAGACACUUCCGCUUAAUUCACUUCUUUGAAAAUGCAUGGUGCGAAAGGUGACAAAAACGCAAAGGCUUUUGUUGCGCAUAAACAGCGUGCAUAACGCUCUCUGCCCAUAGAAAACCAUCCAAAAAAGGCGACGGCCACUGCCAUAAACGCCCUGUGUGAUCGACCCCUAAUUCACCAUGAAAUUUAAAUUGUCAAUUCGUAUUUUUUAUGGAACGUAGUUUUUUAAUACUUUAUGUUGUGCAUUUAAUUUUUUUUAUUUCUUUACCCACUUAAUUCAAAAUUAUUUCUCUCUUCCUGUCACAAGUUAUGAUGAGAGGAUGGGACUAUUGGGGACUUACUGACAUUUUCGUGUUUUGUUACCAACGCCCAUUUUCCAACAAUCUAAUCAUCUCCUGAAGAACAAAAAUUUCAGAAGCCAUUUUCAUAUUUGGAUCUACGUCACAAUAGGGAAAUCAAGAGACUGACGGCGAAUUUAACAGAAAUGUUUUAUUUUAUUCCUACCCAUGAUCCUCUCUGACCGUGCUUUUCAAUUCUGCUCAUCACACCUGAGCAGCUAGGUCUAGAUCUUAUAGUUACAGUAAUACGUUUGAUACACACAGACUUUUGAACUUAUUGGUAAUUGCAGCUCUUUACAAUCGAUGCUAAGAAGAAACUGGCGUAUUUGAAUGAGUGAUAAUUUUUGUAUUUUUUUCAUAAAUAUGUUGGUGCAGUUAAAUAGAAAAACAAAUAUUUGAAGGACUUGAAUAUUUGCAUAUUCAUGCCUUGUGUUUAUUAUGAGCAUAAACACAAGAAUCCAAUAACAAGCGUAGCAUGUACAAUCGCUUUGAGACGCAGCUAUUUAUUCAGCUUGUAUCGACGAAUGUUUGAUACAAUCUGUUUGUAAAAACAACAUUGCGACGUUGUACGUUUUUCACUCGUCAAAGCCUGAACUUCAUUUGUGUGUUUGUUGAUCUGAGGUCAAUGUUUUUUCACAAUGGUAAUAACAGACCUGCAUUGAUGCCCUGGAAGAUUUUAGUUUUUAUUUUUAUUGUUAAAUGACGCAAAACAAACAGCAACUGUCUGACAAGCAUUCUGUAAAAUGUUACAUUGCGAGUUUCUUUAAUGCAGUUAUUUGCCCAUGAUAACUGCAUUGUUUUAUCAUCACAAACUACCUGAGCAUUUUUGUGUUUUAUGUUAUGCAUGUAAACUUUUUUUUAUCAGUUGUUUUCUUUGUAAAGAACAUAUUGGGUUAAAGAUGUUGAUGUACUAUCAUGUACAGUUAAAAUUGUAAAAGACCAAUUGGAUGAACUCUUCCAUGGAUCAUGGUUAGCAGGUAUCUCAUUUUACAACAUAGUAGCUCUGAAUGAUUUUUUCAUUGCUGAACCUCUGACCAAUAAAUGCCAAUAUACUAUGUAAAUAAUUUUUUUUAGUUGUGUUUUAAGUUUAAUAUACAUUUGCACUGUUUUCCUGUUUCUCCACACAUCCAUACCUCAGUUUUGUUGGUAGUUUGAAAGCAUUAAGUGCAAAUGGUUUGCUUAAUUCAUUACCUCAGGACUCAUUUUGGUUUGAUCGUAUUUACUUAGACAAAAAAAAGGCUUGGGUUUAAAUUCCAAUUUGCUGUUUGCAUUUUGGCAAAAUAAGAAUGCAAUCUACUUUUAUCAAACGUUUGGGAAUUUAUUGAAAAUAUAUGAUCAAAAAAUUAAAGAAUUAUAGAAAAGUCUGACUCUUUUUUUUUUCUUUGAUGUCACACAAAAUAUUUGGUCAAUGCUUUGACAUUGUUCAUUUAUCAAGAUUCUGAUAUGUUUUUAAUUAAAUUGUUUUAGAUUUUUUUACAUUUAUUGGAUGGCUGUUGUUAAAACAAACGUUUAAUUGCUUUUUUAUUGUUUUAUUUCUCAAUCUAAAAUGUCUUUAAUGUGACUGGAAGUGACUGUAAAUUUGAAUUAUGGCAAUACAUUAAACAGAGGAAAACUGCA